This is a messenger RNA of Suillus plorans, 2193 nucleotides long. RefSeq lists its product as uncharacterized. Gene Ontology annotation, biological process: protein phosphorylation. Gene Ontology annotation, molecular function: protein serine/threonine kinase activity; ATP binding. The transcript is spliced from 7 exons. The coding region runs from base 1 to 2193 and encodes 730 amino acids. Lineage: Eukaryota; Fungi; Basidiomycota; Agaricomycetes; Boletales; Suillaceae. The record is from RefSeq and is a predicted model, not a curated record.
AUGUGUGAGUUCGAGCUCAUCUCUCAAUUUACAGAAGAUGUGUUUGCUGCAGAAGAUCGUGUUUGUGAACGCCCUGUUUGUCGAGCAAGGAUUGCAAAAGGUGAUCCUUGCUUCUAUGUCGGUACCGUCGACCCAGGCAAACCUGGCCGCUAUGUCUGUGGUCCAUGCCAUUCCCACUAUCUAACCAUGCCAGCCACAUCUGUGAGACCCACUGGUAGAUCCGUUCCACAGCCGCAGCUCUCCCAUACCUUCCCUGACCCACGCACGAUCCGGCAAACUGUCAAUGCUGCACAGAGGAAAUCAACAGUUAACCCCCCUCCUGUUAUUGCAUUUGGUCGUGGCAUUCGUCCGCCGUCAAUGACCCAUUCCACUGGGCCAGACAUCGCUAUCCCAUCGUCAUGGGGGCAGCCGAGUCGCUCCUCAGGCUCAGGCUAUUCAGUAAAUCAUGCGCAGUAUGGCACCAAGCGUGAGCGUUGGUCAAAACUCUCAUAUGCACUUCCACCAAUGGAAACCAUCACACUCGACAUUUCGGCAGUCCAUGAGGUCGGUGCACGGAGGAAAGGACAUUGGGUUGCAAUUGGGGUUUGCAAAAAAGAUGUUGACGCACGCAUUGAUGCUCCUGGGCUCAUGGAUAUUGCAUUCGACACUAUCCUUCCUAAGAUUUUGACUUUCAGUGCAGGAUUCCCGUGGCGUAUCGAGGAGUUUGUUGUCCGAGAUGCAGUAUGGGUUGACCUCUCUACGCACAAGGCCUCGGUCCCAUAUUUCAUCUCACAAUGCAUGGUCCCAAGCAAGAAAGGAUCGAAGGCACCCACAUUCAAGACCAAGCAAUUUGCGCUGAUGCUCGUCGUUCCGGAGGCUCAAUGGAAUGAGUAUGAGGAAUGGGUAGAAAAAGCGGAGGAGAUAAGACAGGUCACCGCUCGUCAAGUUCAAGUUCAACAUCGAGUAGAAACAACGGAGAACGUCUCUACUGUAUUGCAAAGCGCCUCCGCGUCCACUCAAAAUCUUACAUCGUCAAGUGCCUUCGAGUCUACCAAACGGUCCCACAGGAACAAUCUGAGCACCACCACCACAUCUUCAUCACCGCCUCACAAAAAGCUUGCAGUUGCGCCACCCAAAGCGCUGUUUAGCUCGCCUGAUCGCAGCGACCUAAAGGAAGCACUGCGGAGUGGAGGCAGUGCAACAAACUUUGAUGUUGCACAAGUGCUUGGCACAUACACUGAGAACGUUCAUUUCUAUGGGAUCCCCACUCGUCCGCUUGCAGAUAUCCUUAAGAAUCUCAAUUAUCGUUCUUUUAAGGUAGAACCAGCGCAGGUGAUAAUCGGACAGCUGACAGUCAAUUCAUCUACGCGCAGCAUGCUGGGGGCUGGUGGAUUUAAGACUGCUCAUCCUGGUUGGCUUUCUCUCACUCCUCUUGUUAAAAGUGGGCUAGGAUCGGUUCCUGGUCAAAAUGUUGCAGUGAAGCGACCGUUUCAUAAGGUGUUUCCAUCCGCCUCAAGCCUUAUGUACAAAAUAGGUCGUUUUUCGUCAAUCGACGAAAUAGCCAAGCUUGGCAAGGAAGCAAACAUUUUAUAUUGGGCUCAUUCUCUCCUACAGCUCACAUAUGCCUUCAUCGAUCACUGUAUUGCCUCCUCUGAGGAACCUCCGCCAUUUGACAUCCCUCGUGUGCGCUUCGUUGACGCUGGCUUGGCGAUCUCUUACUCUCAACGUGAUUCCAAACCUACGAAGGCAGGCUCAAAAACAGGCUCGUCGUGUGUGGGAUAUCUUGUAGAGGAGCUUAUUGAAGGCGGGCCAGACGUUUUUAUGAAGUUCAUUCACAACAUGGACUCUAAUCCUCUGCUCGAUCACGAUGAUUAUGGCUAUGAAGUAGCUUCGUUCUUUUCUUUCACGCAACACGUGCAGUAUGUAAAGACGGGUGGCUUGGCCUUCAUCUCAGACUAUCAAGGAAGCACAGAGCUGCUGACGGACCCGCAGAUCCUAACAGACCCGUCGGUUGGUCAAGGGAAGGAUCUUUUUGGCAAGGGGAAUAUGGAAUGCACGGUUAGCAUGUUCGAGAAACAGCACAAAUGCAAUGAGUUUUGUGAGUGGCCAGGGUUUGGAUUGGUGCCCUUCGCCACGACAACAGAAGACGAAAGCACAGAGGAGACGGAAGCUGGAGAAGCCGGAUGUAGGGAAGAUGGUCCAAUUGCCUCUUAG